Messenger RNA from Symbiodinium pilosum, 1467 nucleotides. Lineage: Eukaryota; Dinophyceae; Suessiales; Symbiodiniaceae. The record is from the annotation of a GenBank genome assembly.
AUGCCAUGCGUGCUGACCCUGCUCACUGAUUCCACAGUGAAAGAGCCUUAUGCGAUGGUCUCCAUGGAUUCUGAUUUUGAAACUGCAAAGAGAUGUUCCGUUCAAGAGGUUGAGGGGCAAAUCAAGAAGCUGACUGACAAGCAUGCGACGGGCACCCAGUAUAUCUCGAGCGAGGCCAUGUACGUUCAAGUGGUUCGCGGAGAAGGACCUCAAUUGAGUCUGAUCGAUCUUCCAGGCAUCACGCACAACGCAACAAAGAUGGCCGACAUUCAUGAGGUCACUGUACAGCUGGUGGAGCAGUACAUCAAGCCAGAAGAAAUGGUGAUCCUCUGCGUCAUCCCCGCCAUGUCUGACUUCGGCAACGCCGAGGUCGUGAAGUUGGCCAGAAAGUAUGAUCCUGAUGGCAUCCGCACAUUGGGCGUUGUUACAAAGUGCGAUGAUGCCGCUAGUGCAGAAGCUUCUGACAUUGUUGACAAGGUACUGAUGCGUCGAAGUUCGGAUGUGCGGUUAGAGCUGGGUUUUCAUGGCGUGGUGAACCGGUCACAGAGGAACAUUGACGAGGGCAUGAGCCGGCAAAAACUUUGGAACAAAGAAGAGCUUAUUUUUACCAAGAGUCAUCGCAUGAAGCUAUUGCCAAAAGAGAAUUGGGGCACAUCGCGGCUGAUGGAAAAAGUUGCAAAGAUUCAAGAGGCGCGUGUUGAUGAAUGUCUUCCCCGGAUGAAGGAGGCUGUGCGCAAGACACUUGGCGACCUUCGGGCGAGGUUGCGCGAAUUGCCACACCAACCAGAGACUGAGUCAGACCAGGCUAGGCUUUUCAACAGUAUCGUUGCUGAGAUUCGGCGAGAUUUGGGUCGUCGAAUCCGAGCGGAAUUCGUGAGUGCCAAGAGUUCUGACAGAGAACUGACUAUUGCGCCAAAAAUUGAUUCGAUGGUUCAGGAGUACAAGGCUGAUCUGCUUGCAAGAAAUCCUGAGUGGCUGCAGGAAGAGAUGAUUGAUGAGGUGGACUAUAGGGUGCGGACUUAUGCUAGGGGUUACACCGUCGACAACUUGAUCGGAUCCGAGGUCUUUCGAAAUCUCAUCAGGCAAACCUUCAUUGAAGAAGGGCUGCUGAAAGAAAGCAUUGAGGCACUGGUAACAGAGGACUCUCCUGAGGACUCUGAGGACUCUGAUGAGGAGUCCUUGCCUCAUGGCCCUUAUGCUGAGAAUUCAUCUUACCAGGAGCAAGAGCUGUCCGAAGAGUUCUUGAAGCUAGUCAAAGAAGCAGAAAACGUGCCAGGUAAAUUUGCCACAUUGGAGACAUGUGCCUCUUUGCAUGUCUACACUGGUAUAAUGAUCGAGGGACUUGUGGAAGAGUCAGCCAAAGUCAUCAAGUUCAAUGCGGUAGGGCGGCUGGCGGACAAGCUGGAGGAGAUUUGGAGAGAUGAGUUGGGGGCAAACUUACAAGAGCUCCUGGGUUGGCCUUUGUGA